Molecule: messenger RNA, 1136 nt
Organism: Lepus europaeus (European hare)
Lineage: Eukaryota; Metazoa; Chordata; Mammalia; Lagomorpha; Leporidae
Product: lysozyme C
Exons: 4
Coding region: 11-457 (148 amino acids)
Biological process (GO): defense response to Gram-positive bacterium; defense response to Gram-negative bacterium
Molecular function (GO): lysozyme activity
Source: RefSeq, a predicted model, not a curated record
CCGAGUCAACAUGAAGGCGCUCCUGAUCCUGGGGCUUCUCCUCCUUUCCACCACUGUCCAGGGCAAGAUCUAUGAAAGGUGUGAGUUGGCCAGAACUCUGAAAAGACUUGGAUUGGGUGGCUUCAAGGGAAUCAGCUUGGCGAACUGGAUGUGUUUGGCCAAAUGGGAGAGCAGUUAUAACACACGAGCUACAAACUACAACCCUGGAGACAGAAGCACCGAUUAUGGAAUAUUUCAGAUCAAUAGCCGCUACUGGUGUAACGACGGCAAAACCCCACGAGCAGUUAACGCCUGCCGUAUACCCUGCAGUGCUUUGUUGCAAGAUGACAUCACUCAAGCCGUAGCUUGUGCAAAGAGGGUCGUCAGCGAUCCACAAGGCAUCAGAGCAUGGGUGGCGUGGAGAAAUCAUUGUCAAAACCGAGAUCUCACUCCGUAUAUUCGGGGCUGUGGAGUGUAACUGCAGAAUUUUCUUCUUCCGCUCAUCUUGUCUCUUUUUCAGUAGCCAGUGUUGCCUUUUCAAACAAACUAACAUUGUCCCAGAAGCAGGAGCAAAAUAUGGCCUUUCUUCUUAGCUACCAAAUACAUCGCCAGUGCACUCAGUUCUUAAUCAGAGAAAUAACCCAGACUUACUCUUGAAUAAUACAAAUCUUCCUCAGUUUUGGAUUAAAAUAUUAAAGAGGACAGUCUCGUAACACAUGUGUCUAGGGCAGAAUGCCAGCUGUGUGGGCCCCGAUGCCUCCUGUCAGGCACCUCCAACACAGGAACACUGACCCCUCUUCAGUGGGUGAUACACAGUUGUUAAGGGAGCAGUCGUACUGCCUGGGUUAAGAAUUUUGUUUUCAUAAGGUGUAUGUGACCUUUGCUUUGAAUAUUUUCUGGGAAAGAUUUCAUUUAUACAUCUUUACAAAAAGAAUGUCCAGUUAAAUAUCGAUCUGUUUUAGCCCCUUAAAGAACAUUUAGAUGCAUCUUGCUAUUGUGGAGGGGUUAGAUGAGCAGUUGCUGUUUCUUAACUUUAUUUAGAUUUGUGCAUUAUAACUAAAUCUGAGUCAGGUGAGCUCACAGGUAUUGAAAUGAUUGCUGAUUAACCACAGGUGUGAAAUUAUGCAUGUUGUAAAAAAAGUAUAUUAUCAUUAAAG